Molecule: messenger RNA, 3108 nt
Organism: Saccoglossus kowalevskii
Lineage: Eukaryota; Metazoa; Hemichordata; Enteropneusta; Harrimaniidae
Product: atrial natriuretic peptide receptor 1-like
Biological process (GO): intracellular signal transduction; cGMP biosynthetic process; receptor guanylyl cyclase signaling pathway
Cellular component (GO): plasma membrane
Molecular function (GO): guanylate cyclase activity; natriuretic peptide receptor activity; adenylate cyclase activity
Source: RefSeq, a predicted model, not a curated record
AUGUCUGUAUUGCUGGAAUUCUCUGUGGACCCGUACAAGGAUGGUUUCACCGGAAUGAGAGUGAUUCCUGCUAUAGAUAUUGCCGUGGACAAUAUAAACAACGACCCCGGACUUUUACAGGGGCACGAAAUCGUGGUCAUAACCAAUGAUAGCCGGUGCAGCACGGUCCCAGCAAUCAUCGUGCUGACAGACGUCAGGACCUUUAUAGACCCGGAUGUUAUCAUGGGCCCAGCAUGUUGGGUCUCCAUGGACGUAAUCGGCUCCCUCGGUGGACACUGGAAAUUGCCAAUAUUAUCUGGCGCCGCGGUCGACCCCGUGCUAAGUGAUCGUGAUACGUUUCCCACAUUAGUUCGAACAUAUCCACAUUUUCGUAAAUUAUCAGCAGCUUUAGUCAAAAUGUUAGAAUACUUUGAAUUCCAUCUCAUCGGAUUCAUGUUCGAUAUGAACGACAGUACGUACUACAUAUUGGGGUUCAGCAUAGAUAUGUGGGUCAAAAACAACGCCGCUAACGUGAGCUUUCCAAGCGACCCAGCCGGAAGGCGUUCUAUAACCCCUAAUAACUAUGAGAAUGUCCUAAUGAAUGUGACGUCGGUCUCGAGAAUUAUCAUCAUAUGCGCUUCUGCGGACGAAGUGAGGGAGAUUAUGCUGCACGCGUACGAUCACGGUAUGACCACGGGCGAGUACGCGUUCUUCAACAUCGAGCUUUACCGGGAUCCCAAGUAUGGAGACUUUCCGUGGAAACGCAACGACGGCAGAGAUGCGGAAGCGAAAAAGGCGUAUGAAGCACUGAUGACGGUGACGUUGCUGACUCCCACAAGUGACGAGUAUGUGGAGUUUUCGGAGGAGGUUAAGAGGAGGGCUAAGCGAGAUUAUAAUUUCACGUACGAGGACGAUGUGGUAAACAAUUUUGUUGGUGCCUUCCAUGACGCUGUAAUUUUAUACGCUCUCGCGUUGAACGAGACUCUCGCUGCCGGAGAAGAUCCCCGAAAUGGUAUGAAAAUUACCAGGCGGAUGUGGAAUAGGACAUUCGAAGGUAUAACAGGUAACGUCACGAUCGACGGUAAUGGCGACCGCGAUGCUGACUACUCUUUGCUGGACAUGACUGACCCGGAAAGAGGUACAUUCGAGGUUGUUCUCAAUUACUAUGGUGAUAGGAAGGCAGUGGAAAAAGUGGCUGAUAUUCACUGGCCAGGAGGCGCUACAGGACCGCCACCGGAUGUCCCAGCGUGUGGUUUUCAGAAUGAGUUCUGCCCUCCAAAAGAGGAACUCAGUUUGAUAGCUAUAAUUGGUAUAGUGCUGGCCUGCCUUGUGAUCAUCGUCAUCGUCAUUGCUCUGUUGAUAUACAGGAAGUACAAACUGGAAGCCGAGUUAGCCAAAAUGACGUGGAAAGUGGCAUGGGAAGAUAUCUCAUUCAGCAAAACGGAUCGUAGCCGCGUUAUGUCGACUGCAGCUGUCAACGCUGCCUUCAGCAAGUCGCAUGGUUCCAGGAAAAGCAGUACUAGGUGCUCAUCUUUUGGAACAUGUGAUUUUGACCGUCAAAUAUUUACUCGAGUUGCGCAAUAUAAGGGUAAUGUAAUUGCCAUUAAGAAAGUCAAUAAGAAAAAGGUCGAGCUCACACGGGAUGUGCUACUGGAGUUAAAAUACAUGCGAGACUUGGAACAUAACCACAUCGUUCGAUUUGUUGGCGCAUGCGUGGAUCCACCGCAUAUUGCAAUGUUAACAGAAUACUGUCCGAAAGGUAGUUUACAGGAUAUUCUGCAGAAUGAUGCAAUUAAGAUGGAUUGGGUGUUUCGCUACUCUCUCAUGCAUGAUAUCAUCAAGGGACUUCACUUUCUGUACCACAGCAGCGCUAUCAAAGUGCACGGUAACCUAAAGUCGUCAAACUGUGUCGUGGACAGUCGGUUUGUGGUGAAACUCACGGACUUCGGGCUGCACAAAUUCAAGGAAGAUAGUAAAGAAAUCGAAAACUCACAUGCUUACUAUCAAAAGCUAUUAUGGCGGUCGCCAGAAAUGCUCCGGGAUCCGAACCGUAAGGCCUCGUCUGACGCCGAUGUUUACAGUUUUGGAAUUAUAUUACAAGAAAUUAUUCAGAGGACUGGUCCGUAUGAAUCGUCGUCUUCCACUAUGACGCCACAAGAAAUUGUGGAGAGAGUUAAGAACGUUGAGUCUCCACCGUUCCGUCCCGUCGUAGACAAAGAUUCCUGUCCAUUGGAAUUACAUCAGCUGAUGGAGAAAUGUUUAGCAGAACUUCCGUCAGACAGACCGGAUGUCAGCGAAGUUAGGUCUUACGUUCGAAAACUAAACAGGAAUAGUGAUAGCGAAAACAUCCUGGAUAAUUUACUUCAACGCAUGGAGCAGUACGCCAACAAUCUCGAGAGUUUAGUGGAGGAAAGAACGGAAGCCUUUCUGGAGGAAAAGAGAAAAUCCGAAGAACUUUUAUAUAGUAUAUUGCCAAAUUCUGUUGCUAAGCAGCUCUGUCGAGGCGAAUCGGUGGAACCUGAAUGCUACGAGAUGGUUACGAUAUAUUUCAGUGACAUCGUAGGAUUCACGUCACUCUCCGCUGGAAGCAAUCCCAUGCAAGUUGUGGACUUACUGAACGAUCUGUACACCUGUUUCGAUACGAUAAUAAAUAAUUUCGACGUUUACAAGGUGGAAACGAUUGGGGACGCGUAUAUGGUUGUGUCCGGGCUACCAGUUCGCAACGGAAGCCGUCACGCAAGAGAAGUCGCGCGGAUGUCUCUCGCGUUGCUACAAGCAGUCGACAACUUCAAGAUUCGGCAUAGACCGAAUGAAAAACUGAAGCUAAGAAUAGGAAUACAUUCAGGUCCCUGCGUGUCUGGUGUAGUUGGUCUCAAAAUGCCUCGUUACUGUCUGUUUGGCGACACAGUGAACACAGCAUCUAGACUGGAAUCUAAUGGAGAGCCUCUACGGAUCCACGUCAGCACGUCGACGAAAAUGAUCCUCGAUACUUUCCACACUUUCAUCUUACAACUGAGAGGCGAAAUAGAAAUGAAGGGUAAAGGAAAACAGACUACAUAUUGGUUGCUUGGAGAGAGGCCUCCGACAAGGGAAGAUUCCAGGAGUACUAUCUGUUCAAUCCCACGGUAG